Messenger RNA from Falco peregrinus (peregrine falcon), 5087 nucleotides. It is a transcript of the gene DDB2, whose product is annotated as damage specific DNA binding protein 2. Gene Ontology annotation, biological process: response to UV; DNA repair. The record is from RefSeq and is a predicted model, not a curated record. Gene Ontology annotation, molecular function: damaged DNA binding; protein binding. Bases 2604 to 4151 code for a protein of 515 amino acids. The transcript is spliced from 11 exons. NCBI's taxonomy places the organism in Eukaryota, Metazoa, Chordata, Aves, Falconiformes, Falconidae. Gene Ontology annotation, cellular component: nucleus; Cul4-RING E3 ubiquitin ligase complex.
GCCGGUGUCGGGGCGGUCGCUGGGGGGGCUGCAGCGGCCGGUGCCCCCCGGGGCUGCCUGGUGUGCGGGGCAGGGGGUGGCACGUCCCCAGCCGCGCCGUGCCCUGGCCGUGGGGCCUGUGCGAGCCGCUUUUCCCGGGCCUGCAGCGCCGUUCGCCUCGUCCGCCCUGGCGUCCUGCUUCUCCUUCCCUGCUCCCGCUAACCGCUCGGGCCCUCUGCCCUUCCUCUGGAAACCUUUGUGGAAUAAUCCGGCCCUCAGUGUCUCCGGUGAAACCGGCGCCUCCCCGUGCCAGGCUUGGCCUGCCAGGCUUCCCGCUCGGGACGCCAGGCCCCGGCUGCCAUCCCGGUGGUGCUGGGGCAGGGCUCACGGCACGAGGCCCUGGCAGGCCCUCCCCUCAUGGCUGCUUCCAAGUGACGUGGGACGCAGCUCCGAGGGCCAGCCGUGGGUCUGCCGUGGGGGUUGUUCCAUCAGUGGGGAAAGGAAAGGCCGAGAGCCUUGCAGGAGGGAGAAAGCGCAUGCUGUAAAUUUGUGCUCCCGCUUCUCCAGACCAGUACUGGGGUGUUUUCUGUCUCUGCCCCGGUUUUCAGAGGAGCUGAAAAAGUAAUUGCUAAUGCCCUUCAGGUACAAUGAAUUGCUGUGCUGGAAAGCAGACGCUAGAAACUGUUCCACUGAAUUUGUUUUGGGGCCAACGCUCUGUUCACCUUUACCUGCAUGGGGUCCCUGGAAGGUGGGCACCCGUGACAAGUACCUGGGUGUGGUGCAACCAUGAGCAUCCUUUCAAAAAGUGAUGCAAGAUGCUUAUCUUGUCCUCAGAGUUAAUCAUAGCUGAGAGUAUAAGCAUCAACUUUGUAUUUUACUGAAACAAACCCAAGCCUAACUCUUUGGCGUAGAUGCUCCCUCAUUCAGUUAAAUUCUGAGAUUUUAAUUCUGUUGUCAAAAUAAUGUACAGUAAUGAAACACAGAAAAGGCAAACAUCUGUCAUACAUUAAUAUUCUAUAUGCAGCAUUUGCGCUAUGUUUUUGAUAUUGAUAUCCCACGUGCUGAGCAUCUAAGGUAAGACACUUUCCAUUUGGGACCUGGCCGCCCCCAUACUGAUGGCAGGGCGAGAGUACUAUAUAGCACGGCUGCUGCAAUCCUUUCCUCCCAAGCUGGAACGGCUCAGGGAAAAUGGGGUGCUCGGGCAAGUGAGGUCAUCACAUCAGCAGUACUUUUGUUCCAUUUUCCUGGUGCAGGGCAGCUUAGUAAUGGUCAUAGGAUAGAAGGAGGUCAGACAGUAUGAUAUUUACUCUUUCUUUUUUAUCUCUUUAGGAUUAUACUUUUUUUCCUACUUUUUAGGGCAAUAUGGGCUUGUUUUCAUAUGCACACCAGUCUAGUUGCUGUAAUGGUACCCUUCGCAUCAGUAGUCAAACUAAAGUAGCUGAAAAUAUUUGUGGUUUGGACAAAAAUCCUGGUGACAAGGAGGCACGAUACCUAAUGGUAUUUACAAAUACCGUGGAGCUGAUCUUCUUUGUCACAGUAUAGCUUUACCAGACCUGGUGGCAAGACAGCUUUGUUCUGUGGUAGAGAAACCACAUCCCAUAACUAAGGCAGAGCCUCAAUGUAAUUGUAUGUCGGACAAAAGGCAUCAUAAAAAUAAGCCUAAUAUCCUGCCCACGCGUAAUUAUACUCCUCUGACUUUGCUGCAUACUGUAGUUUGAAGAGUGCGAGACUGUAAAUACAUACAAGAAUAUGUUUUCGAAUUAGUCUCUCUGGCGUGCUCAGCGUACCGUAUGAACAGCUCAGCGUACAGACCCUGAGCUGGGCACUGCGGGCCAGUGGCAUUUCUUCUGUGUGUGAGUUGUGUACCAUCUGCUCUUCUUGUCCUUAGUGAAUAAUAAUUACAAAAAUAUCUGGUGAUUCUCUAGAGAAAGCAAACUGUGUCAUCAAAUGAUAAAAGUGCUGUGCUUAGUGUACUGUAUUUUGAGCUGUAUUUAGCAGUGGCACUGGCUCACCUUGAGUACUGUGUGCAGUUCUGGGCCCCACAGUUAAAGGAGGAUGUGAAGGUCCCCGAAUGAGUCCUGAGUAUGGGCUUGUCCAGUUUGGAGAAAGGAGGCUGAGGGUGACCUCGUUGCUCUCCACAGCUUCCUGAGCAGGGGAAGCGCAGAGGGAGGUGCCAACCUCUCCUCCCUGGUACCCAGUGACAGGGCACGUGGGCAUGGAUCAAAGCUGUGCCGGGGGAGGUUUAGACUGGACAUUAGGAAAUGUUUCUUUACCAAGAGCGUGUCAGACACUGCAACAGGCUUCCCAGAGGGGCGGUCGAUGCCCCAAGCCUGUCGGUGUUUCAGAGGCAUUUGCACGAUGCCCUUAACAACGUGCUUUAACUUCAGGUCAGCCCUGGAGCGGUCAGGCAGUUGGACCGGAUGAUUGUUGUAGGCCCCUUCCAACUGAAAUAUUCUAUUCCAUUCCGUUCUGUUCCAUUCCAUUGUAAAAAAUGCUAACCGUGAUAGCUCCAGGAGGGAAACGUGUUGGUUACUCUGUGUGUGCUCUGCACGGGGACGUUACUGCUGGGAGACAAACAGAGCAGGGACAGCAAGCGCACAUCUUUGCUGGAGCGGUCAGACAGAAUGGCUCCAGUGAACCCGCCAAAGGACAAGAAGCACGAGAGGGCACAUGAGCAUUGGCCGGAAGAGGCAAAAUCAGCUGGGAAGAGGAAAGCGGACUACGGGGAGCUAGGGAAUGAGCCACCAGCAAAGAGGUUGUUUGUGAGAAAAACAUCCAAACCCCCAGAGAAAAUCGGUUGGAGUGGCGGUGCGUCCGUGGUGAGGAACAGCAGAGCCCUUUUCCAUCAGCUGGAGCGGCAGUGCAGCAUCGUUCAUUAUGUCUACCAGAACAUGCUGGGAGGCUCCAUUCGGGCACAGCUCAGGCAGUGUCUGCAGCUGCCCUUUCUGCGCUCUCUUGCCUCAUACCGCCUCUUUCGAACGGCAAGUCCCUUUGACAGGAGAGUGACAUGCCUGGAAUGGCAUCCAACGCACCCCAGUACUGUAGCUGUUGGCUCCAAAGGUGGAGACAUCAUCCUUUGGGACUACGAAGUACUUACUAAAACCUGCUUCAUCAAAGGGAAAGGGCCAGGAGAUUCUCUCGGAGACAUCAAGUUCAGCCCUUAUGAGGCAAUGAAGCUCUAUGUGGCAUCAGGGGAUGGCACCCUAAGCCUGCAGGACCUUGAGGGCAGAGCGGUGCAGGUGAUCUCCCGUGCCCCGGACUGUGGCCAUGAGUACCACAAUGUUUGCUGCUGGUACUGCAGUGUCGAUGUCUCCGCAAGCUGCCGUGCGGUGGUGACGGGUGAUAACGUGGGGAACGUGGUCCUUCUCAGCACUUCUGGUGAAGAGAUUUGGAAGCUGAAAUUGCACAAGAAGAAAGUGACUCAUGUGGAGUUUAACUCCCGAUGUGAGUGGUUGUUGGCCACAGCGUCUGUGGAUCAGACAGUCAAAAUUUGGGACCUCAGAAACAUGAAAAACAAAAUGGAUUUUCUUCAUGUGCUUCCUCAUGACAAACCUGUCAAUGCAGCUUACUUCAGCCCAACAGAUGGUGCCAAGCUCCUGAGCACAGACCAGCACAGUGAAAUCAGGGUUUACUCAUCUUCAGACUGGACCAAGCCACAGCACCUGAUCCCACAUCCCCACCGGCAGUUUCAGCACCUCACACCUAUUAAGGCUACGUGGCAUCCUCGCUAUGACCUCAUUGUAGCAGGUCGCUACCCAGACCCUAAGUUCCCAGGGUACACGGUGAACGAGCUACGAACCGUUGAUGUAUUCGAUGGAAACACUGGGGAGAUGGUUUGUCAGCUCCAUGAUCCAAAUGCUUCUGGUAUCAUCUCGCUCAAUAAAUUUAACCCUAUGGGAGACACGCUGGCUUCUGGCAUGGGCUUUAAUAUUCUGAUCUGGAGCCGGAAGGAGAUGGUGGCCAAGAAGCAAGAACAUCUUUUGAAAGCCAUGACAGAACAGGGGAUUGGAAGCUGGAGUUGGUCCAGACGUGGAGGGCAGAGGCAAGCAAACCCUGGGACAAGCAAACUCAAAGCUAACUUACUGUCUUGGGAGCUGGAGGAGACGAGAACAAAAAGCAGUAAUUCUAAAUCACAGGGAAGGAAGCGAAAAGGGAAGGAUCUAGAGAACUGAUUUAGCUUUUUUAUCCUUUCUGGAUCACAGGGUACAAAUUCAGUGUUGGCGAUGGGCAGUGUAAGCCGUGCAGGGCAUUAGACUUCUUUGUCCUUCCUCCCUGGAUCUGAUAUUCCUUCCCUGAUUCUCUUUGCUUUCCCUUCUAGCGAGUUGUGUCAGUACUCAGUUCUUCCUCCAAGUGGAGUUACCACCCAUUUUCUGAGGCACUAGGAAAACUUCAAAGAUAUUCGCAGACCGUGCUGAAGUUACUGCUUCCAGCCUGCCACAUCUGCUUGUCACCACUUGUCAGAGGUUGCCGUCUCCUGUAGCUGGCUGCAGAGCAGCUCGCGACAGGGUCCCCAGCCCGUUGUAGUCACACUGAGCUGAGAAACGCUUUGCUGACAAGGGUAAUGUCCUGGAAAGGUUGAAUGUCACAGGGGCGAUGGGUAGCUUGGGUAGCCUAGGGAACACCAGCCUCUCCCAUAUGCAAGCUACUUGGAAAACAUGUGUCUGUCAGGACCGCAGGCUUGGCCUGUUAACUAGAUCACCAAGAACAUGAUGCUGUCGGAGCUCUUUACCUGCUGCACAGGCUGCCAGGGCAGCGUGGAGCUGGGAACCUGCCUCUAGUUUCUGUUUUCAGAGCUCUAGGCUUUUUCUUGUCACUGGUCAGGUAAUUUUUUCACCCAUGCCUGCGAGCUUCAGGAUGUUGGCUAAAAGUGUUGUAAAAAGCAGCGAUGAGGAAUUCCUUCCGAACACCCCUGCUCAGAGCCAAAUCUCAAGACUGCUGUUAAACUAAAAAGUUUUGCUUUUUCUAGUUUGUUUACAAGGCUGCCUGGGGCCUUGCUGCUGUCCCAGAGGUUGGUGGAUAGGACAGGCUCCAGGCCUGCUUGGAUUUUCCAUGUUCACUUUUAUAGUUUCGCAGUAUUGAUAUUAAAUAAAGUUUUGUACUAAACUAAA